This is a messenger RNA of Spinacia oleracea (spinach), 1821 nucleotides long. RefSeq names its product F-box/LRR-repeat protein At3g26922. The transcript has 3 exons. The record is from RefSeq and is a predicted model, not a curated record. NCBI's taxonomy places the organism in Eukaryota, Viridiplantae, Streptophyta, Magnoliopsida, Caryophyllales, Amaranthaceae. Gene Ontology annotation, molecular function: protein binding. Bases 155 to 1651 code for a protein of 498 amino acids.
GGACCAUCACUCAACCCUUUGUAAGAUUCCUGAUAAAAACAACUACUAAUCCAACGUGCUUUAAGUUAAUCACCUAAAGAGUAUUAGCACUAAUCAUACUAUAAAAUACAUUUGAAUUUUGAUCUCUAUCAAAAGUCAAACACAACCCACCAAAAUGGAUGAAGAACAACAACAGGAAGCAGCAAAGGAUUUAAUCAGUGAUUUGCCUGAUGCUAUCCUUCAUCUAAUUCUCUCUCUAAUCCCAAUAAAAUCCGUAAUCACAGCUUCAUUAAUUUCCAAACGAUGGAGAGGGAUUUCUGCUGAUCAUCUUGAAUAUGCCAUCAUCUUAGACUUUGGAGAAGAGUUUGCCAAACAUCAGACACCAAAUGAGUUUUCUGAAAACCUUAACAGAAUCCUCAUCAUCAACAAGUCUGAUAAAAUAGACAAGUUCAAGCUGUUGUUCAGCCCGAGAAAUGAAGAACACAAGUCCAAAGCCAUAAGUUGGAUUAGAUUUGCAACCUAUAGAGGUGUUAAAGAGAUUGAUUUGGAUUUCUGCAGGCAAAUUCAUAUUCACUUCUUGUCAAAAACCCAUGUUGUUAACAAGAAAGAGGCUUUCGAGUUGCCAGACUUCUUUUUCGAUAGCAGUACACUGAUAACUGUUAAACUGAGGCGCUGCAUUUUAAGCCUCCCAGAAAAGUAUACAGGUUUUGGUGGGGUUAAAACACUAUGCCUCAAAGAAGUUCAUGUAACUGACAGUAUGCUUGAAAGUCUUCUAUGUACCUGUACACUGCUUGAAGUUCUUGUUCUGAAGGAAUGUGGAUCACUGAGUUCUAUCAGAAUACUCUCUUCUUCGCGUCUUCAAAGGCUGACAGUUUACGAGUGUUACAAUGCCUCGAUCCUUGAGAUUUCUGGCCCAAACAUUCAGUCCCUUUUUAUAAGUGCAGGUCACUUAGAUUCUUGUAAAGUGGAAGAUAUGUUAGUUUUGGAGGAGGUAUUUAUUGGUACUCGAGGGGAUGAGUUUGGUGGAGUUUUCUAUAUUUUCAUGAAGAUCUUGUCAGAUCUUGCACAUGUCAGAUCUCUUACCUUAUACCUUGGACACCUCGUGCCGAGUUUGAUCAAAGACUUUCAGGUGAAAUUCAGCAAUCUGAAGGAACUACAGCUUGUUAACAGCCCAUUAUUUGGACUGUUCAACUCUGAUGUUUACUGCUUCUUUAAGCAUUGCAGUUGUCCUUCUUUACAGACGAUCUCCAUAGAACUUUCAAACGUGGCUCAAGAGGAAAACUUCAUCUGGGAAUACCGGAAGCCAAAUAUCACGCUUGUUGAAUGUGUUUUUAACAAUCUGAGGACUGUCAAGUUGUGCAAAUUCAGAGGAACUAGUUCAGAUAUUGAACUUGCAGCAUAUUUCUUGCAAAGAGCACCAAUUUUGGAAUCAAUGAUUCUUGUUUCGCCCCAAAGUUUGAAUGUUAAACCAUUAACAGUAACAAAGGAAGAUGUUUCUUGUUCAACAUCAAAGGGAAAUGAGACAUUGAUGCAAAAGGCAAUAUAUGAGAUGCUUCGCCAUCAUCCUAAGGCAUCGGAAAUAGCUGAGAUCAGAGUAUGUGACAGUGAUGAACGCGACAGUUUAUUAUCAUUUUUCAGACGGCAUCAUGUUUCUGAUGUAUAUAACAAAUAAUUUUGAAUGAGGAAGUCAAGAGCUGGUUGGAUCUGCUUUGGUUACAUUUUGGAUGCAAACAAUGUGUAUUAAUGUUGUACAUAAGCCAAAUUCUCCUAUGUAUGCCUUGUUGAUGAAUUUUAAGAUAUGUUCUCUUCACCUGAAAUUAGAUGAUCUAGCCUGAAUUUUAA